Polyodon spathula (Mississippi paddlefish) is the source of this 2458-nucleotide messenger RNA. Its product is annotated as protein FAM189A1-like. Bases 65 to 1954 code for a protein of 629 amino acids. Lineage: Eukaryota; Metazoa; Chordata; Actinopteri; Acipenseriformes; Polyodontidae. The record is from RefSeq and is a predicted model, not a curated record. The transcript has 11 exons.
GCUGUCUGGGCUGAUCGGUGUGGUGUCUUGGAAGAGACCAAUCUCAUUGGUGAUCACCUUUUUCAUGCUGCUGUCUGCUGUGUGUGUGAUGUUAAACCUGGCUGGAUCCAUCCUCUCCUGUCAGAAUGCCCAGCUGGUAAACUCACUGGAGAACUGUGAUUCGGUUCAUCAUAUCACUGACAGUGAUGGGGUGUGCGUGUGCUGUCAGAUGCACCAUCAGGCUCUGGGCUGCAGCAGCAACCUGGGGGAAACACUGAAGCUGAAUUCGCUGAGGGAUUGCAACACCGUCAGGCUCAGACUUAAGGAAUUGUUGUUCAGUGUCUGUGCCCUGAAUGUCAUCUCCACCAUUGUGUGUGCCCUGGCCACAGCUAUGUGCUGCAUGCAGAUGGUCUCUACUGAUGUCCUGCAGAUGUUUCUUCCACACAGGUCACGCUCUGUGAACCCAGAUUGUAUGUCUCCACAUGGCACUAUUCUACACCAGACUCUGGAUUUCGAUGAGUUUAUACCUCCAAUACCACCUCCUCCAUACUACCCUCCAGAGUACACCUGUACACCAGUCCUAGAGGCGCAGAGAAGUCUUCACCUGGACUUUCCUCACUCCCCCUUCAGCGCCAUCUAUGGAGUGCCCAUCAACAGCCCGGGCACGAUGUACCCCUCGGAGCUCCCACCUCCCUAUGAGGCUGUGGUGGGGCAGACUCCAGCUAGCCAGGUAACUACUUGUCUGGAACAGCAAGCGACUGAGUCCAGCUUGUGUGAGAGGAACACGACGGCAGGUUUCAGCACACAAGCAUCUAUGGACAGUACGUCUCUGAUGGUCUCAGAAAUGGCUGAUAUCCCAGAUCACUGCUGCUCCUCUGAAGACCUGUGUUCCCUGGAGGUGCAGGGCUCCCUCAGGUCUACAGACUUCUCUCCAUACAGCACAAUCCGCACGGUGGCUACAGACGGCAGCUGCACCAGCCUGGAGCACAGCGUCCGCUGCAGCCACCACCAGAGCUCACCUGGGGAGGAGGAGGAGGAGGAGGAGGAGGAGGAGGAGGCAGGCCUCAGCGAGUCCUCCCUCACCCAGGACAGGUCCCCAGACUGGUCCUCCGAAAACAACAACACGCUGGGAAGAGAGUCCAAGGCCUUGCCUGGGGAGGCUGUAGCUGCCUGUUCUCCGCCCAAGCAGAAGAAGCUGUGCUUUGCGGUCUAUUCCCAGUCGUCCUCCUGCUCUUCCUCACUGCCUCAGUCAGUAGCCAGCUCGGCACACAGCAGCGAUUCAUUCUCAGCCUGCGUGGAGAGAGCCAGACCCCAGCGACACGACAGGAAAUACAGGUUUUCUAAAAUCAUACGCUCGACUAGCGACCCCAUCUCGUGUACAUCCAUCUCUGAAAGUGACAGUUGUGCCGCUGCAUGCAAUCAGGUCGUUGAAGAAUCCCUGCAGCCAUCCCCUGAGCCAGCUGCUUGUCCAGAACUUUCCGUUGUUGUUGCGUCCUGCCAAGGUGCUGUCAAACACAUCCCAUUCUCCAGAAAACAGAGGGACGCCAGCAAAGUGGACAUUCGAUUGAAACCGAGGGCAUUGCAAGCCAUUUCCAAAGAGCGGCCGCACUCCUUGGUGGACCUUAAGACAUACAAAGACACCAAAAUACUGGUGGCAAAAUUUCUUGAACACUCCAGCUGCAAUCUACCUCCUGAAGUCCAGCAUGUGGUCAACAGCAUCAAAUUUGUCAUCAAGACAGAUGAGCGACACAUGGAGGAAGCCAUCUUCAGUGCCAAUGUCAUUGACCAGGUGAUCACCAAAUCCCAGCAGAAUGUGAAGAGCCCACGGAAACGGCUCCAGCAGGACCUGCACCUCCAGAGCUGUGGGGACCUGAGCUCCCCCUCCUCCAGCCUGCGGAGGAGCCGUCUGCAGAGACCUGGGGAUGAGGACCGGCCACACAGCCUCACCAGGGUGUGCAGGGAAACCAUCCUCUGACAUGCCAGCCUUCAAACACGUGCCAACCAGGCUUCUACAGUGCAGUCCAUGGAGGCUCGGGGCUCACUGCUGAAGUGAACAAACUCCAUUCUAAUUAGUAUUGUUGUUGUUAUUAUUAUUUUUUUUUUUUUUAAGACAAAUUCAUGUCUUCAGGGUUCCAUUUUUAAAUUGACAGGUAUUUAAAAUUACAGUAAAUACUGUACAUCCAGGAGACUGCACCAGUUCAACUCAGCUCAGAGGGAUAUCUUCAUCUUCAAAUCUUGGUGCUUGUUUUCUACCAAACUGUGAAUCUGCCUACAACAUUCUCAACGCGCUAAUCUCACUCAUUCUCAUACAACUGGAAAGAGCAUGUGUGCUGUGUGGAACAGCAUGGUAUUUUAAAUGCCAAGACAAGGAAUUUAAUGAACAGUGGCUACAACUUUAAAAAGUUGUAUUAUUUAAACUUACCUCAGUGUGUUUCAGUUCUUACCAGUGUUGUAAUAAAAAGUAUGAUUUUGUUUUCUU